Danio aesculapii is the source of this 4361-nucleotide messenger RNA. It is a transcript of the gene tbcelb, whose product is annotated as tubulin folding cofactor E-like b. Gene Ontology annotation, molecular function: RNA binding; protein binding. Bases 287 to 1573 code for a protein of 428 amino acids. The transcript is spliced from 9 exons. The record is from RefSeq and is a predicted model, not a curated record. Lineage: Eukaryota; Metazoa; Chordata; Actinopteri; Cypriniformes; Danionidae. Gene Ontology annotation, biological process: poly(A)+ mRNA export from nucleus. Gene Ontology annotation, cellular component: nucleus.
AACAACAAGCCCGUUUCGCCAAUAGGAAGUAACUACAGUAGAGCUUCGUGUUCAAAACACUGUCAACGGAUCAACAACAAAAACAAGCAGAGCGAUUUGCUGAACCUUUGUCAUUGGCAGGGUGCUGUGGGACACCCCCCGGCCUGGAGGCUGGAUUCCUGGAUGCUGUACGUCCAUAGCCAUCGGUGGACUGGGAUCAAAACCAGACUGGAGGCCCACCAUUAAUGUGCUCCUGUUUGACCUCCAGAUCAAAAUCUGAAGGUUUGAGAGUGGCCGGAGAGGUGAGAUGGAGUCAGAGGAGACAGAAGGACGCACUUUAGUGCAGGUGAUCAGUGAGAAGUACAGCCCAGACAACUUCCCAUACUGCCGUGGGCCAGGAGUUGGAGUGGUGAUUCGGUCGAGCCCCCAGGGUUCACCUGUCAAAGAUCGUCUGAAUCUGCCGAGCAUCUUGGUUCUGGAUGGUUGUGGAAUCACAGAGGCUGGAGAUGAGGAGGAAGUGGCCACUUUCUGUGCUCAUGUGGUUGAGCUAGACCUUUCUCACAAUCAGCUAAAAGACUGGGGAGAGAUAAGCAAGAUCCUAUCUAACAUCCCUAACCUUGACUUUCUUAAUCUGAGUAUGAAUCCUCUGCAAGGGUCGAGUCUGGAGCCUUGUCUUGCUGAAGCGUUUUCAGGCCUGCGACGCCUCGUACUCAACAACACGCAUGUCACCUGGGACAUGGUGCACACACUUACACGAGAGAUACCAGAUCUGGAGGAGUUGUUUCUGUGUCUGAACGAGUAUGAGAGCGUGAACGCCUCUUCUAUGCCCUGCCCGUCGCUGCGUCUGCUGCAUAUCACAGAUAACCAGCUGCAGAAUUGGGUGGAGGUGCGCAAGCUGGGCCUCAUGUAUCCAGGUCUGGUGUCUCUUAUCCUGUCAAACAACUCGCUCUCGUCUAUCCACGAACCUGAGGACUCGCUGCAUAGACUCUUCCCCAACCUUCGCAGCAUCAACCUACACAACUCAGGUCUUAGUCGCUGGGAGGACAUAGAGAAACUGAAUUUCUUUCCAAAGCUUCAAGAGGUCAGAGUGUUGGGUAUUCCUUUACUGCAGCCCUACACUGAUCAGGAGAGACGCUGUCUUAUGGUAGCACAGUUGCCUCAUGUGACUGUAUUAAAUGGCAGUGUUGUUACUGAUGGAGAACGAGAGGAUGCGGAACGUUUUUUCAUCCGCUACCAUUUGGACUGCCCUGAAGAUGAGCUACCACAGAGGUACCACACUUUGGUAGCACGCUAUGGCCGCCUAGCCCCACUCGCGGAGGUGGAUUUGCGCCCUCCCAGCCAUGUCCAGGUACAGGUACGCUUUGGGGACCAGACAGAGGCUCUAGAGCUCAGAUUGGAUCAAACAGUGGCAGAUCUAAAGAAGCAGUUGAGAACCGUGGUCCAGCUACCUCCAAACAAGAUACGCGUAUACUAUAUCGACCGGCAGCUGGGAUACGCACUAGAGCCUCAAGAGAUGAAAUAUGGAGCUCGAGCACUUCAUUCCUACAGUAUACGAGACGGAGAUGAGAUCAUGGUGGUGUCCAAAACACAAUGACACAGCAACAAAUGGCCAACGUAUGGUAAAGAAUUAUUUACUGAGAUGUUUCCUGAGGUAUUGCAAUACUGAAGGGAACAUGAAGACUGUGAACUGUGCACAAGUCAGCUUGCCUUAUGUUUGAGAAAAAAACAUCAUUCUUGUUUCUCAGCAUAUUCAGUCUUAUUUUAAAAAUGGUCCCUAAAAGGAGACUAGAAUUAAAAGCCCUUUUAACUUUUAUUGCUCCAAGGACGUAUGUAUGCGGAAAAAAAAAAUGUGUGGAUGUCAUUUUUUUCAUUUUAUGUUUGACAUUAUUCUCAGGAAUUACUCACAACCCCAAAUAUGCCUCUACUCUAAAAUUAUUUCAGCUUUUAUAAAAGGUGCAGUACAGAAUAUUGGGUACAAGUUUGAUACAGCAUGUUACUUAAAGGUGCAGUAUGUAAGUUUGACACCCAGUGGUUGAACUAGGUAUUGCACGCCGGGAUCAAAACACGCAAGCGCAGGUUGCCAGAUUGACGACAUCAACAGCAGUGUGCAUGACUAUCGAGGCUAAAGACUGAUUUAAACCGUGUUCUAAAUAAAAGCAACUGUGCACAAAUAAGGGAAUAUUUUCCAUAUUAAAAGAAGUUUUUGUUCUAAACAAUACCUGAAAUUUAUAUUUUAGAAAUUGCUUCAAUUUGUAGCUGAACAACAGGAUAAAUUGACAAUGAUCAGGUACACCUCAUGUGCUUUAUUCAGUGUUAAAUGCUAAUAAUGCAAGUUUGAAUGCCAUUUACAUGACAUUUAUUGCUAUACUACUGAAAGCAGCAGCAGAUAGUUCACCUCAGAUCUUGAAAAUAAAAUAAAUUUGAAAUUGAACUUCAGAACUGCGACUCAGUGCAAGCCAACACAUAUCAGUGAUACAGCAUCUACAUUUAAUAAUGCUAAAUAUGUUUAAUAUGUAUUAAUUAGAUUAUAAACCUUACUAUUUCGUUGGAGUGCAGUAAGUGCACUAUUCUGUGCUUCUGAAUGGCUGUAUUUAAAUUUCUGUUGUGUUUCGUUUGGUGCAAAGAGCCAAAUUGCUAACCACUGCGUAUCUAGUCACGUAGCAUGUUGGUAGGACACAGGAUUACAAUAUAAUCUGCUCACCUAAUGUUUACGUUUUUAAUAUUCAUAUUAUUUGCUCAUUAAUAACCUCAUGUGGAACUCUGAAUCUGCAUCUCAUUUCGCAGUCUGCUAUUGUCCACCUGAGGUCACAUUUCGGUCUCGAACACACACUUUGAAAACCUUUCUGACUGAAUGAAUUAAAUUUUCCAAUAAGGCAUUCCGGGGUGUUGAAAUAUAAUUGGCUAAAGUGCAUGGGUUAAAUGAUCAAAACAAAGGCAGCCAAAGCACGUCACGCACAUUUUCAAAGCAGAAUAAGUUUAGUUUUUUAGAUAAACAAUGUUCAUUAAGCAUGUUUCCUAAAUAUCUGCAAACAUAUGAUGGUAUUUGUAUGCUUUAGAAGAGUGAAAAACUUACAUACAGCACCUUUAAAAGUAGCAUUUUGGUAAUUGGCUUGAGGUGGGCUUUGGCUGUUCAGUGUUGAUGAAUAUGAUUGUUUGAGGCACACCGGUGUACCUGUGAUUACAGGAAAUCAUAAUAUACGAGCAGAAGUCAAUUUUUGUACAGUGUCAAACAUCAUCUACUGUUCUUCUAACUCACUCUGACAGAAAAGUAAAGCUGACACUGGACAUAACAAAUGCUAUAUCGCUUGCCCACCAAAGAAGAAAAAAACACCUAUGCAUCUGCUUUAAAUCUUUUGAAAUUUUAUAGCUGUUGCCAUUUUUGAAAAGUUGUUGAUGCAAAUUGUAUUACGGGCUCUGUCACUUUCCUUUUUUCAUUGUAAUCUCUUCUCUGAUUGAGGUUUGUUUCUUUUAACAAUGGAUCAUUACUUGGAUGGUUUAAUUUAUGUUUAAUUAGGGAUGGGUGAUUAAUUGAAAUGUAAUUACAAAUAUGACAGCAUAGAUGUGAUUUGUCAUGCACAUCUUUUUAGGGAACAAACAGCUGUGUGAAUAUCCUCCCCUAAGCCAGAGGGCGCUUUUGUGAAACUCCAAACACCCACAAAGAAGAAACCCAGGAAAUCUCCUUAGCGUUGCAAUAUAAAUGAAAGAUUUAACCGUUUGCAUUGAUUCAGCGUGACUUAUAACCACAUGAAAAAUAUUUCAUGGAAAGAUACAUUUCAAACAUGUGACUGAAGUUAUGAGUUUGGAGUAAAAACGUGGUAUUUUUACAUGCUGCAAUUACUACACAGAGCUGUAGUUCACUGAUAAGCGACACAAGCAGCUGCCAAUAGCUAUGUUUCUAUCUAAAGUUAAAAUAUGAGCAAAUUAAAUCACCAUUUCCAUCUGAUGAGUCAAAGAAAACAAAAUCAUCAUUUCCCGAUAAACUGGCAGCAAAUAUUUAAAAUAAGAAUGGAGUUUGCUGCGGUAGAAGCCCCUGUGGGCAUUUCAUAUAUAAUACAUUUAAUUGCAUCUCAGAAGAUGAAACACAAUGAACACCCGGUGGCUUUUAGAGGUGUGAGAUGCUCUUUGUGAGUGUAGACGCUUAAGACAGUUCUGGAGGUAAUAAUACUUUAGCUAAGACAUAUUAAAAUGACCAAAACAAUAUUUUAAAUGUUUUGCUAUGUGGUCGGUCGCUGUUUUGUUCGUUAAUGCCAUCCAUCGCAUCUAGUUUUGUUAUCAUCUGAUUCAUGUGACUUUUUUAUGUGCAUGCCAUGAUUUAUUUAGUAAAUGUGUUUCCAUGGUAAUUUAUGCACAUUUCUCUUAUUAAAUAAAAAGCCUAUUCUACU